CGCUGGUGAGCCAUUGAUUAGCUCUAAAGGGAAAUGGAAGGUUGUAGUAGAGGAUUCCCCUACUCUCUCCACUGAGAAAUCAAGGGAUAAAGCUCCAAAACGUGUGGGAGAUCAAACUUCAUUCAUGCCCUUAAAUACAAGUCACCUAUCAGUGUUAAGGCCAACGCAUCCUUAGACAUCGCUCUAUUUCAUGGAGAUUGUGCCACGUAAUCCUCGGAAAACUGUGCAUCAACACAUGGGAAGAAUACAAAUCCAUGACUUUUACACUAUAUGCUGGGAACUGGGCACCUGGAUUGCUGCGAAGAGCAAAAAAGGAUAUCCAAGUGAAUGGAUAUACAAUUCCAGCAGGCUGGGCAAUUAUGGUUGUUACAACUGCUCUUCAAUUAAACCCUAAUACAUUCGAGAAUCCUCUUGCAUUCAACCCAUGGCGUUGGAAGGACCUCAAGGCAAACGAGAUAUCGAAGCAUUUCAUGCCGUUUGGAGGGGGAAUGAAGCAAUGUGCGGGGGCAGAGUAUAGUAGGGUGUUAUUGUCCACCUUUUUCCAUGUCUUGGUUACUAAAUAUAGGUGGAAAAAGAUUGAGGGAGGAGACAUUGUCCGGACUCCUAUGUUGAAGUUCAGGAAACCCCUUCGUAUUAAGAUCUCAGAAAAGCAUAUAUAAUUGAGCAAUUAAGUGAUGACAGCAACCAAAUUGCUAAUGCUGAAUUAAGUAACUUCAAUAAAUGGUUUGAUCCUCAAUAAACUUGGUAGGCAAUAUGUAUUUUUUUAAAUGAAGCGUCUUUAUAUAUAUAUAUAAUACAUAU
Molecule: messenger RNA, 801 nt
Organism: Corylus avellana
Lineage: Eukaryota; Viridiplantae; Streptophyta; Magnoliopsida; Fagales; Betulaceae
Source: RefSeq, a predicted model, not a curated record